Molecule: messenger RNA, 1859 nt
Organism: Lontra canadensis (Northern American river otter)
Lineage: Eukaryota; Metazoa; Chordata; Mammalia; Carnivora; Mustelidae
Gene: CCNB1IP1
Product: cyclin B1 interacting protein 1
Exons: 4
Coding region: 376-1209 (277 amino acids)
Biological process (GO): reciprocal meiotic recombination
Cellular component (GO): synaptonemal complex
Molecular function (GO): ubiquitin protein ligase activity
Source: RefSeq, a predicted model, not a curated record
CAUGCUCUGGGAUUCAUGCCCUCACAGCGCCUGAGACGCGCGUGCGUGGGGAUAUGUGCCUGAAUCCAGGUGCCACAGCCUGACGGUCCCAGGAUCCUGCGCGGCCGGAAGCCCUGUGCCCACCACCCAGCGGGCUCCAGGGCCACCCCACGCAUGCGUUCUGUGUCGUACUGGAGAGGUAUCGCGAAUCCUCGCUCGUGUAGUGCUAGAGUUGUGGAGGCGACGGCGUUUUCCCGCGCUUUUUCUGGGCCCCUCAGGUUGGAUAUAUUAUUUGUAUUAUUAUUGUUAUUAUUUUCUCUGUAGAGUGCAGAAAGCAGAAAGAACUCAAGUGAACUUUCCGAUUCUUUUCAGCAUCUGGAGACUUGACUCUCUAUUAUGUCUUUGUGUGAAGACAUGCUGCUUUGUAACUAUCGCAAGUGUCGCCUCAAACUCUCUGGUUAUGCAUGGGUCACUGCCUGCUCUCACAUCUUCUGUGAUCAGCAUGGCAGUGGUGAGUUUAGUCGUUCACCAGCUAUCUGCCCUGCCUGCAAUAGUACCCUUUCUGGAAAGCUAGACAUUGUCCGCACAGAACUCAGUCCAUCAGAGGAAUACAAAGCCAUGGUAUUGGCAGGACUUCGACCGGAAAUUGUGUUGGACAUUAGCUCCCGUGCACUGGCCUUCUGGACAUAUCAGGUACAUCAGGAGCGUCUCUAUCAAGAAUAUAAUUUCAGCAAGGCUGAGGGCCAUCUGAAACAGAUGGAGAAGAUAUAUACUCAGCAAAUACAGAGCAAGGAUGUAGAAUUGACCUCUAUGAAGGGGGAGGUCACCUCUAUGAAGAAAGUGCUAGAAGAAUAUAAGAAAAAGUUCAGUGACAUAUCUGAGAAACUUAUGGAGCGAAAUCGUCAGUAUCAAAAGCUCCAAGGCCUCUAUGAUAGCCUUAGGCUGAGAAACAUCACUAUUGCUAACCAGGAAAGUACCCUUGAGCCAUCCAUGAUUGCACAGUCUGGUGUUUUUGGCUUUCCGUUAGGGAACAACUCCAAGUUUCCUUUGGACAGUACACCAGUUCGAAAUCGGGGUGGUGGAGAUGGAGAUUUUCACUUCAGACCAUUUUUUGUGGGGUCUCCCACAGCACCUGAACCAAGCAACAGCUUUUUUAGUUUUGCUUCCCCAAGUCGUGAAUUAGAGCAGCAGCAAAUCUCUAGCAGGGCCUUUAAAGUAAAAAGAAUUUAGCUCACUUUACAGAAUAUUUCUCUGUUCACUGUUAGUGAUCUCAUUUAGCAAAUAAUCUUUAUUCUGAUUAGGAUAGGAGUCACCAACCUUUGUGUGUUAUUACAUUUUCAAUUUAUGAGAAACUCAGUGCCAGUAGGAGUCCCUUUAGGGUCUGGCUUUUUUUUUUUCCCAUUAUUUAAAGUAUGAGUAUUGUAUUGAGCCCAAUUUUAUUGUGACUGUUGAGUUUUCAUGUUUUGUAGAUCACCAUUUGUUUUCUGUCUGUGUUAUUUCUGACUGAACUAGGUGUUUAUGUAUAUGUACAUAAGCACCUAUAUUAUAUGUCUACAUGUCACUUUGUGUUCUGGUAUUUACGCAUAUGUAUGUGUGUUUGUGUGUGUGUGUGUGUGUGUGUAUUUGUGUUCCUUUAUAUUGAUAUUUUGCUGUAUUUUCCAGUAUAUUUAUGCAGAGACUUUGUUCUCAGGAAGUGGCAGGUGAAUCUUUGUAGUUUGUUAUUUGGGUAUGUACAUCUAUUUGUAUGUAUUUUUGUAUUUGCCCUUGUAAUUAAUUUGUUUGGAGUGUGCUCAUGUUGGUGAAUAAGAAUACAAUUUCAUGCUUGUGUGUUAAGUCUAUAUUUACAAUUAAAAAUGAUUCACAUUGGGUGGGAGGUUUGG